UCUCCCAUCAGCUCGUUCUUCACUCGUCGACCGAUCGAAAGCGACGUCAUGGCACCUCAUGUGAUGGCAGCAGCGAAGAAAUCCAUCCUCGAGUGUCAAAAGGGCCAUUCUCAGUGCGGAAAAUCCGCCUCCCUUCCCCGGCUUCCCGUCCGAGUGCUGGACGUCAGUGAGGCUCAGCGCUCGUCAACCAUCCGACUCUACGUGACCAAAAAGACCGGCGAGUACGACAACUACGUCACGCUCAGCUACUGCUGGGGCGGCCCGCAGCCGAUCGUGGCGACCAAGGCCACGUUGAAGCAGCUGCAGACUGGCAUCCGGGCGGCAUCGCUCCCGCAGACGCUCCAGGACGCCGUCAAGGUGACGAGCGCACUCGGCUUCCGGUAUCUCUGGGUCGACGCGCUGUGCAUUGUGCAAGACGACAACGUCGACAAGAUGAACGAGAUCGGCAGCAUGGACCAGGUGUACGGCAACUCGACGCUGACGAUUUCGGCGGCCGUGGCGGCGACGGUCCGCGAGGGAUUCGUGAAGUACCCGCGGAGGGAACCUUUCGUCGCGGUCCCCGCCGAGCUCCCGAACGGGAAAAAGGGCGACGUGUUCGUCGCGCCGUGCAUAGAGGCCGACUUUGCCGACCUGCCCCUGCAGACGCGGGGCUGGACCCUGCAGGAGUGGCUCCUCCCCUCGCGCAUCCUCUUCUACGGCGACAGGGAGCUCGUGUUCCAGUGCCGCACGGCCGGCACCCGCGGCGUCUGUCCGAGCUACAUGUCCUACGACACGGCCAACCGGAACACGGGCCGCAUCGUGGAUCACAGGCUGCGGAUGCCGAGCGCGGCGGAGAGGGGACGCCUUUGGCUCCUGUUUAUGAGGGAGUUCUCGGCGCGGCAGCUGACGGUGGCGUCGGACCGCAUGAACGCCAUGAUUGGUAUCCAAAAGGCCCUGUCGUCCUCCUGGAAGGACGAGUGCAUAGCGGGCUUGUGGAAGAGCACGUUCCCCGUGUGUCUGGCCUGGGAGUGCAAGAUGAGGGUCAAGCCGGCGCCGAAGGGGAGGACGGGAUGGGCGCCCAGCUGGUCGUGGUUGUCCGUCGAC
This is a messenger RNA of Sodiomyces alkalinus F11, 1083 nucleotides long. RefSeq names its product HET-domain-containing protein. The annotation marks the transcript as partial. The record is from RefSeq and is a predicted model, not a curated record. The transcript has a single exon. Lineage: Eukaryota; Fungi; Ascomycota; Sordariomycetes; Glomerellales; Plectosphaerellaceae.